This is a messenger RNA of Eucalyptus grandis, 1781 nucleotides long. Its product is annotated as beta-D-glucosyl crocetin beta-1,6-glucosyltransferase. Gene Ontology annotation, molecular function: UDP-glycosyltransferase activity. Lineage: Eukaryota; Viridiplantae; Streptophyta; Magnoliopsida; Myrtales; Myrtaceae. The record is from RefSeq and is a predicted model, not a curated record. The transcript has a single exon. Bases 256 to 1614 code for a protein of 452 amino acids.
UUCGAAAGAUGACUAGACAGGCACCAAACUUAACCACACCUUCUAGAUAACAGAGGCAGAACUUGAAGCCAACAAUACGCAUUCUGAAUCCACGUUGCCGCUCCAGGUUUCUCCUCCUCAUCCUGCACCUUCUCAAAAUCACUCAAAUUCUCUCUAUCAUGUGGUUUCUUGUGUUUUCUCUCCAUUGCUAUAGAUACUACUAAUUAGAGAUAGAUAACUUAGAAAGAAGAAACACAAUAGAGACUUCAGAUCAAGAUGGAUAAUAUGCAGAGACCCAUCAAAGUUCUGAUGUUGCCAUGGCUUGCUCACGGCCACGUAUCACCAUAUUUAGAGCUAGCAAAGAGGCUUUCCACAAGAAACUUCCACAUUUACUUGUGUUCAACUCCUGUCAAUCUUAGCUCCAUCAAACCCAAGAUUUCCGAGAAAUAUUCAUCCUCCAUUGAACUUGUCGAGCUUCACCUCCCUUCUCUGCCUGACCUCCCUCCCCACUAUCACACAACCAAAGGCUUGCCUCCUCACCUUAUGAACACCCUAAAGGCGGCUUUUGACAUGGCGAGCCCUGGCUUCGGCGAUAUCGUCACAAGCCUGGGCCCUGAUUUGCUCAUCCACGAAUUUCUCCAACCGUGGGCAGCAGAAGUGGCGAAAUCUCAUGGCCUGCCAUCGGUCGUCCUCUUCAAUGUUGGGGCGGGGACGAUAUCUUUUAUGUUCCAUAUGAUCAAGAACACUGGCAAUAAGUUCCCAUUCGAAGCAAUUCGUCUUCAUGAUUACGAGCUGGCAAAAAUCAGGAAGGCAGCAGACGAUUCCACGGCCCGUGUGAAUGAAAAAGAUAGGGUUCUACAAAGUGUUGAGAGGUCCUCCAACUUUAUCUUGUUGAAGACCUUUAGAGAGAUGGAUGGGAAGUACAUGGAUUAUCUCUCAAGUCUCUUGGGGAAAAAAGUGUUGACUGUUGGUCCACUUGUGGAAGACCCUAGCAACACGGAAGAUGGAGAUAGCAUCAUUGAGUGGCUUGACAAGAGAGAGAAAUCGUCUACUAUUUUUGUGUCAUUUGGUACUGAAUAUUUUCUCACUGAGAAAGAAAGAGAAGAGAUUGCUCAUGGAUUGGAGCUCAGUAAUGUCAACUUCAUUUGGGUCAUUAGGUUUUCUGUAGAAGAGAGCGUUGAGCUUAAAGAGGCAUUGCCUAAGGGUUUCCUGGAAAGAGUAAGAGAUAGGGGAUUGGUGAUAGAUGGAUGGGCACCACAAGGAAAGAUUCUGGAGCAUCCAAGCAUAGGUGGGUUUGUGAGUCAUUGUGGAUGGGGCUCCAUUAUGGAAAGCAUGAAGUCCGGGGUCCCGAUCAUCGCAAUGCCGAUGCAACACGAUCAGCCCUUAAAUGCCCGGAUGGUCGAGGAGGUUGGGGUCGCAAUGGAGGUGAAGAGAAAUAAGAGUGGAGAGCUUGAGAGAUUGGAGAUUGCGAAGGUGAUCAAGCAUGUGGUGGCGGAGAAAGAUGGGGACAGUGUGAGGAAGAAGACAAAAGAAAUGAGUGACAGUAUUAGGAACAAAGGAGAGGAAGAAUUAGAUGAAGUGGCUGAAGCACUGGUCCAGCUUUGUGUGAGAUAUAGAGAACAAUCCAUAUUAUAGGUAUGUGAAUAUGGGAUGCGUCUGUAGUCCAUACCUAUAAUAUGAGAAAAUUAGAUUUGAUUUUCAAAUAGUUUGAGCGAAAAUUAGAUUUGAUUUUUAUUUGAAUAAAAAUAAGCAAUUAAUAUUGUAUUUAUAAAUCGUCAAAUAUAUAAUUUCUAAUUUUCCCA